UGGUUCCUGUCUUCAGUACCUCGCCUCAGCCUGGCUUUAGGAGGUAUAGUGUCUUGGGGUGACUUGAGGUGUCUUGGCUGUCGCCGCCGCCACGAUGGGGAAGACUGCUCAUUCUUUGGGUCCAGAAGUACGACCCGACCCAGUGCGGAGCUUCAAUCGCUGGAAAAAAAAGCACAGCUACAGGCAGAAUCAAAAGAAGCAGUUGAGGAAGCAGCUGAAGAAGCCCGAGUGGCAAGUUGAGCGCGAGGGGAUCAGCCGCCUGGUGCAGAACUACGAGAAGAUAAAUGUAAAUGCAAUUACAAGAUUUUCGGAUUUUCCCUUGUCUAAAAAAACAUUAAAAGCACAUCUGGGAUGCUUGAAUCUGCCAGGUUCUCUUCUAGACUAUGAGGAUAAGGGUGUCUUGAAUUUCUAUGCGUAUAUGUACAAAAGAAGAAAAGCUAGAGUCACAAACCCCAUGUGCUCAUUCAUGCGCCUGACGCACAUUAAUAAUGAACAACAUUCUGAGGCUCUUGUUGAAAGGAGAGGACAAGGACCUCUAAAAUGUUCAGCUCUUUUUUCCAGUGAGAAAGCACAGGAAGAGGAUCUGAAACAUGAAGCUGAGAGGAUUAACAAUAUAAAUAUACUUGUUUGCACACCUGGCCGGCUUCUUCAGCACAUGGAUGAAACAAUAUGCUUCCAUGCCACCGAUCUACAGAUGCUAGUUGAUGAGCCUACACAGAUGCGUUUUUGUCGCUGGAAGCCCAUCGUUUCCAUGAGCACGCCUGCCACUUUGGAACAGAACUACAUAGUUUGUGAACUGCAGCAAAAAAUAAGUGUGCUAUAUUCCUUUUUGAGAAGCCAUUUGAAGAAGAAGAGUAUUAUAUUUUUCUCCAGUUGCAAAGAGGUUCAGUAUCUAUACCGAGUGUUCUGCCGGCUGCGUCCUGGUAUUUCUAUUCUUGCACUCCAUGGCAGACAGCAGCAGAUGAGAAGAAUGGAAGUCUAUAAUGAAUUUGUCCGCAAGAGAGCUGCAGUGCUCUUUGCUACUGACAUUGCAGCCAGGGGACUAGAUUUUCCAGCUGUGAAUUGGGUUCUUCAGUUUGAUUGUCCAGAGGAUGCCAACACAUAUAUUCACAGAGCAGGUAGAACUGCCAGGUACAAGGAGGAUGGUGAAGCUUUAUUAAUUUUACUUCCAUCAGAAGAGCAAGGGAUGGUACAGCAGCUUUUCCAGAAGAAAGUGCCUGUGAAGCAAAUCAAAAUCAAUCCAGAAAAACUAAUAGAUGUCCAGAAAAAAUUGGAAUCCUUUUUAGCCCAAGAUCAAGAUUUAAAAGAAAGAGCUCAAAGGUGUUUUGUCUCCUACAUACGUUCAGUGUAUCUUAUGAAGAAUAAAGAAGUAUUUGAUGUGAGCAAGCUACCUAUUACUGAAUAUGCACUGUCUCUUGGUCUUGCUGUGGCACCGCGAAUAAGAUUUCUUCAGAAAAUGCAGAAGCAGUUCACCAAAGAAGGGGCGAGGAGCCAAGCUAACAAAACAAUCGAGCACAGUGCUCCAUCCCUCACCAAUGAGGAAGUGGAAGAAUUCAGAGCCUAUUUCAGCAAGAAAAUGUCCAUCCUACAGGAAGGUGGGAAAGGCCUAGAAGAAACAGAGCACAGCCUGGAUAGUGGUUCUAGUGGUGAAGAACCGGAGGAAGGGGAGAAAGAUGAUGAAGAAAUGGAAGAGAAACCGGGAAAAGAAAGAGGGUCUCAAACUCAGUCUGUCCCUAACACUGAUGAAGGGCAGGAGGUCAAGGAUGUCCCUGUGCAGUUCUUGGACAGAGAUGAUGAGGAAGAGGAUGGACCUGAUGAUGAUUUUCUUAAAGUGAAGCGGCGUGAUGUGUUUGGGCUCGAUCUUAAAGAGAACAAAGCAUUACAGAAGAAAGAAUCUUCUAAAUCUGGUAUCAAGAAAAAAGUAACAAAAGUUGCAGAAGCAAAAAAAAUAAUGAAGAGAAAUUUUAAAGUGAAUAAAAAAAUAACAUUUACUGAUGAUGGAGAGUUGGUUCAGCAGUGGCCGCAAAUGCAGAAAUCUGCCACCAAGGACCCAGUGGAAGAUGAUGACUCUGGUGGUAUCAACUUAGAUAAAGCAAAGGAAAGGCUUCAGGAAGAGGACAAAUUUGACAAAGAAGAGUAUAGGAAGAAAAUUAAGGCAAAGCAUCGGGAAAAGCGACUGAAAGAAAGAGAAGCCAGAAGAGAAGCUAACAAGAGACAAGCAAAGGGCAAAGAUGAAGAGGAGGCCUUUCUGGAUUGGAGUGACGAUGAUAGUGGUGAUGGAUUUGAUCCAAGCACACUUCCAGAUCCAGAUAAACACAGAAGCUCCGAAGAAUCAGACAGUGAAGAAAUUGAAGAUAAGCUCAGUGAUGCCAAGAAGAAACAGGGGAUAAAGAAAAGAAACAACAGCGAAGUAGAAGCUGUGGGACCAGCAAGUCACCAUAGAAAGAAGGCGAAGUGGGAGACACUGGAGCCCUUGGAUACAGGCCUGUCUUUAGCAGAGGAUGAAGAACUGGUGUUACAUCUGCUCAGAAGUCAAAGCUAAAAACUUCCUGCUGCUCUCUGCUCCUUGACACCUUUGGAUGUCAUCAUGUGGGCAAGAAGUUAAAAAACAAACAGCUGAUGUUGACGUACUGAAGUCCCAUGAAUUCCAUUUCCAGAGGACGUGCAUAUUCUCCAGACAGAAGCAGUUGCGUCUCAGUGUCCUUUCAAGGCCAUACUUUGCACCAUCCUGGAGGACACUCAGAGUCAGGAUGGGUGACGCAGUUUCCUGAUCCCAUUCUGUAAUGUGUGCUCUGUUAGAUUUUUUAUCUAUGGUUUUCUGCUGCUUAUAACUGUGGAAAUGCUUCUCUUGUUUGUGGUCCGCAGGAUUGAGCCUAGGGCCUUGCAUAUUCUAGGCAAGCGCUGUAUCAUAGAACUACAUCUUUAGCCUCUGCUCCUUUUGUUUUACAGGUGAGAUCUGAAGUCUUUGUUUUGUUAUUGGUAAUUCCUCUUGCUUGCUACACAAAAGUUUUGAUGUUACCCUUAAAAUGGAUCAUAAUUUUGAUGUACAUUUUAUAUCUCUAAAGAGAUCAGCCCUAAGAAAGACUAAGGUAUUUUUUCCAUUGAAAUGAUCAAUAAUAAAUGUAUUUCCCAUAG
Messenger RNA from Octodon degus (degu), 3135 nucleotides. RefSeq names its product DEAD-box helicase 10 (gene Ddx10). Gene Ontology annotation, cellular component: nucleus. Gene Ontology annotation, biological process: rRNA processing. The coding region runs from base 95 to 2542 and encodes 815 amino acids. The transcript is spliced from 17 exons. Lineage: Eukaryota; Metazoa; Chordata; Mammalia; Rodentia; Octodontidae. The record is from RefSeq and is a predicted model, not a curated record.